GUGUCCACUCGUUUCAACGUUUGCUUCUCAUACGGCAUCAUGGUUCGCUAUUCUAUCCUCAACCUGGCAGCUAUUGCCACAAUGCUUCUCGGCGCUGAAGCCGGUCCCUGCCGACCAGCGACAACCGUCGCGACAAGCAUUGCUGAGACCACAUCGACGUUUGCUGCUGAUACUUCGGCUACGUCAAUCGAUACGACUACUGUUACGACCCUGGCGGAUACUACCACUACAAUCCCAGGGGAUACUACUACUAUAGCCCUGGCAGAUACUACGACUACAGACGGAGCAGAAUCUACCACUACAACUCUUGCGGAUACUACUACUACAACCCAAGCAGAAUCUACCACGACUACUGCAGCGGCAGCCUGUGCUGAAACCCAGUUGUUUAUCAACCCAGGUUUCGACGAUAGCCCCAGCGGUAUUGCGCCUUGGACCAGCAAUGCCAACCUCAUCCAAAGCCAACCCCAAUCCGGCACAAACGCACUGUCCGCGGUAUUCAGCAACGGUCAACCCGAUUACUACUUCAAGCAGACUCUGCAGAAUCUGAAUGGCGACUACGAGUUCUCCUACUACUACCGAGUUGUCAGCAUCAGCCAAGGUGCCGAUUACGUUUGCAACAUUGAGCUCAAGGUCGGAGACACAAGCAAAUUUGGCGCCAUGUACGACAGCGCUGGUGGCUGGAGGUCGGACAGCGUUAGCUUCAGUAUUACCGGCGAGGCUAUCGCACAGGCAGAUGUACAACUCAUCUUGACCUGCUACGGAGAAUUCGUCAGAAUCGAGGUCAACAUAGACAGUCUUGCGUUUACGAGAGUUUGCAGCGCUUAG
Messenger RNA from Fusarium oxysporum Fo47, 825 nucleotides. RefSeq lists its product as uncharacterized. The transcript has 2 exons. Lineage: Eukaryota; Fungi; Ascomycota; Sordariomycetes; Hypocreales; Nectriaceae. The record is from RefSeq and is a predicted model, not a curated record. The annotation marks the transcript as partial.